CUGAUUUAGAACACGUGGUUCUACUGCAGGGGGGACGGGGAGACGGUUGAAUUCACAACAGUUACUGAUGCGAAACAAUAGCAACGUCUUUCUCUUUUUGCCGUAAGUCUUCGCAUGCCACUAUGAAGUACAUCCUGGUUACCGGUGGUGUUAUAUCUGGUAUUGGAAAGGGCAUCAUUGCCAGCAGCGUGGGGACAAUUCUCAAGUCCUGCGGCCUUCAUGUCACAGCCAUCAAAAUCGAUCCAUACAUCAAUAUUGAUGCCGGCACCUUUUCACCAUAUGAACACGGUGAAGUUUUUGUUCUCGAUGAUGGCGGUGAGGUGGAUCUGGACUUGGGGAACUAUGAGCGUUUCCUAGACAUCUGUCUUACCAAAGACAACAACCUCACCACUGGAAAGAUCUACCAAUCUGUCAUCAACAAGGAGAGGAGGGGAGACUACCUGGGCAAGACUGUACAAGUGGUACCCCACAUCACAGAUGCCAUCCAGGAGUGGGUGAUGAAGCAGGCCAGGAUCUCAGUAGAUGAUGAUGGCGUGGAGCCUCAAGUUUGUGUCAUUGAGCUGGGAGGCACAGUGGGGGACAUUGAGAGCAUGCCGUUCAUCGAGGCCUUCAGGCAGUUCCAGUUCAAGGUGAAGAGGGAGAACUUCUGCAACAUCCAUGUCAGCCUGGUACCACAGCCCAAUACCACAGGAGAGCAGAAAACCAAACCAACACAGAACAGUGUUCGAGAACUCAGAGGGCUUGGCUUGUCUCCAGAUUUGAUCAUGUGCCGCUGUUCAUCGCCUCUAGAGACGUCCGUCAAGGAGAAGAUCUCCAUGUUUUGUCACGUAGAGCCCACACAGGUGAUCUGUGUCCAUGACGUCUCCUCGGUCUACAGAGUGCCCCUGCUGCUGGAGGACCAGGGGGUUAUGAGCUACCUCUGCCAGCGGCUGAGCCUGCCCAUCGAGGUGAGGCCCAGAAAGAUGCUCACAAAGUGGAAGGAGAUGGCUGACAGAUCUGCCCGUCUCUUGGAGCAUGUCUCUAUAGCCCUGGUGGGGAAAUACACAAAGUUAUCCGACUCCUACACCUCCGUCAUCAAGGCCCUGGAGCACUCGGCCCUCGCAGUUAAUCACAAACUAGAGGUCAAGUACAUAGACUCUGCAGACCUAGAGGUUGCCACUCUGCAAGAUGAGCCCGUGAAAUACCAUGAGGCCUGGCAGAGACUCUGCAGUGCUCAUGGUGUGCUGGUACCCGGAGGUUUUGGUGUGAGAGGGACAGAAGGCAAGAUGCACGCUAUUAACUGGGCGAGGAAACAGAAUAAGCCUUUCCUGGGAGUAUGUUUGGGCAUGCAGCUGGCAGUGUGCGAGUUCGCCCGCAACGUUCUCGGAUGGGAAGAUGCCAACUCCACAGAAUUCAAUCCAGAAUCCGCUCACCCUGUGGUGAUUGACAUGCCGGAGCACAACCCAGGGGAGAUGGGCGGGACUAUGAGGUUGGGGAAGAGGCGGACUAUUUUCAAAUCCGGCACGAGUGUACUGAGAAAACUGUACGGAGGCGUGGAAUACGUUGAUGAGAGGCACAGGCACCGAUUUGAGGUGAACCCGGAGCUGAAGCACCACUUUGCGAAAAAGGGUCUUCGGUUUGUCGGCCAGGAUGUGGAAGGAGAGAGAAUGGAGGUCAUUGAACUGGAGGAUCAUUGUUACUUUGUUGGAGUGCAGUACCAUCCAGAGUUCACCUCCAGACCCAUCAAACCUUCUCCUCCAUACUUUGGUCUCCUGCUGGCUGCUGCAGGAAAACUCCAGGGCUACCUGAACAAGGGCUGCCGCCUCUCUCCACGGGACACUUACAGCGACCGCAGUGGCAGCAGUUCUCCUGAAGAAGACAUGUCUGAGCUGAAGUUCCCCCCUUUGUCCUGAGACUAAAGCCCACGUAGUCGUUGUGUUUGUGUGUCACUCGUGCAGAUAAAUGCAAGGCCCAGAAAAAAAAGGCAGGAGGUCUACUCUUAACUGAUGCAACAAAGGGUUUUUACAUUCUUCAGUAUACAACAAGUUGUUACAAUUUAAACUCUGUAUUCACUGAUUGUAUAAAGGUGAAGGGAUGUCUUGCUGUGAACUCUGUGGGGCUUUGAGUUGCUGCAUUAAGGAGAAGCUGGGACAAAGUGUUUAUGUAGGAAUGAAAACAAACAGAAUAGAGUGAGACUUGGACAGUAAAUCAUCAGUCUGUCGGUACAGAGGCUUGUGCAACUUUAAGAUCAUGAUGCUUGUGCGAACACGAGAGGAGAUAUGGAUGCUGUGUUUUGCAGUGAAGUAUAGAAGACGCUCAGAAUAUGCAGAUUAGUUUGCAGCAGUGUCAAAAUGUCAGGGUCUGCAUAUCGGGUUUGUUUUUGGGGCAACUCCUCUGCAAAUUCAAAUCUAAUGUAUGAAAACAUGAGACAUUAUUACUUGGGACAGUUGUUUGUGACUUGGAUUGCCAGAAUCUUGCCUGUUUAUAAUGACGGUUAGAUAUCAUUAGCUUGGUUAAUGCAUGUUUUACAAUUUAAUGUGUUGAUGUUUUUCUCCUUUUUUAGGUUUAAUACCAGCUUACAAAUCAUAACUCUCAUUAGCGGUUACUACAGAAAAGUGAGUAAGCUACAUGCUUUCUGUUUUUGAAUACUCUAGCACUCUAUUACAUGGAGUGUACGAGCAGAACCCCAAGAGUAUGAUAUUAAACUGGACCACAAAGUUGUGUUUUGGUGACUGGUGUGUGUGUAUAUAUAUAUAUAUAUAUAUAUGAAUAUUGUUUGUCAUAAUGAGGUUGAUGGUAUAGGCAUCAGCCAAUAUCCCAAGGACACUAGUUUUAUUUCUUCAUGAAAGUUGUAAUGGAUUUUGCACUUUGGGGUGUUUUUAUGCCUUAAACCUGAACUCACCAGUUCUGCUUCCAUGGUUUUUAUGGUCGAGACCUUUUUACCUGCUUACGUCGACAAACAUGAUUUUAAACUCCAUUGCCUUUUACUGUACUAUCUGACCCAGAACUUCCUAACAUGAACUAUACAGAUGCAGUCAUCUGACGAGUCGUCAGUGGCACUUCAGAUAACAUAUGAACUGAAAAAGAAAGCUUGGCAUAUGAAAGCUGAUGUCUUAAAAGUGAAAGAAGAAAACCAAAGAUUUGAUCUCGGAACCGGAGCAGCUAACUGUAGAUGAUGAGCUUCAAGCUUUCAGAUUACAUUUUCACUUUGAGUCUUCUUACAUUGAGUGCACCUGAAUAGUUAUGCCUUCAUUUAUCUGCUGGUGACCCAAAUAUAUGAGAAACGAGAAGUAUAUAUGAAGUUGCAUGUGUGAUGCGAUAUGUGUACACUCUGAAUAAAUAUACUUAUAAUAUAUUCCUCUUGACAAUCUGGCCUUUAUUCUGGUGGACCUGAGAAUCUGCGUAUGUUCUGCUUUUUACCAGUCACUAUAAAAGGACAUGCGUUAACAUUAACACUCCCGCACGUCUUAAAGAGGAUUAAACAGCUUUGCCUUCACUGAUGGCACUAUUUUCAGUGUUUGAAAGUGGGAGCGCUUGAAACCACGAGUCUGUUUACUGUAGUUAUGUACAAAAUUAAAAGUCUUAAGUGCUCUAGCAGUCACUGGAGGCUGUCUUAUUCAUUACAUCCCACAAUAUGAAAAGAUUUCAGCUGCGGUUUUAACAGACCCAGAACAGUUAAAUAAUGUAGUUGCUCUCUAGUCAAUU
Anarrhichthys ocellatus (wolf-eel) is the source of this 3684-nucleotide messenger RNA. Its product is annotated as CTP synthase 1-like. NCBI's taxonomy places the organism in Eukaryota, Metazoa, Chordata, Actinopteri, Perciformes, Anarhichadidae. Gene Ontology annotation, cellular component: cytoophidium; cytoplasm. The record is from RefSeq and is a predicted model, not a curated record. The transcript is spliced from 18 exons. Gene Ontology annotation, molecular function: CTP synthase activity; identical protein binding. Bases 123 to 1892 code for a protein of 589 amino acids. Gene Ontology annotation, biological process: pyrimidine nucleobase biosynthetic process; CTP biosynthetic process.